Lingula anatina is the source of this 4296-nucleotide messenger RNA. Its product is annotated as midasin-like. Gene Ontology annotation, molecular function: ATP hydrolysis activity; ATP binding. NCBI's taxonomy places the organism in Eukaryota, Metazoa, Brachiopoda, Lingulata, Lingulida, Lingulidae. Gene Ontology annotation, biological process: ribosomal large subunit export from nucleus; ribosomal large subunit assembly. The record is from RefSeq and is a predicted model, not a curated record. Gene Ontology annotation, cellular component: preribosome, large subunit precursor; nucleus.
AUGACAGUUUGUUUUAACCCUGUGUGCUUUUACAGUACAUUGUCUACUUGCCUGCCCAAACAUCCUCUGCCUGAACAGGUACCUGCUUUACCAGACCAAAAGGAUGCAGAACACUGGGUGGGUGCUCUAGAUGACCUGUUGAUCACAGCCUGGGAGACCUUGCAGCAGGUCCAUAUUCUACUCCACUGCUGCCCAGAGAAAUGUGCUGGGGACACUGUCUACCCCUCUGUGCUCCCCUCACAGCACCUAGCUGGCAUAGCACUGAUGUGCAAGGGGGAUGGAGCAUGGACUGAAACCGUGGACAAACUGCAGAUCAUAAUAAAUAAAAUAGAAGAAGUGACGAAAGAAGCAAGGACAGAAAAUAAAGCUGAGCUGGUGUCGUUAGGCAAAGUGGAUAGAAUUAGUACAGCAUUUCAGCAACUGUCAUCCCUAGUGCCAACCCUGAGUGAAGUAGCUGCACUAUUUUCUGCUCCCGGUGGUGCUUUGAACAGUUUGAACAGCUCAUUGAACUAUUUAAUACAGCAGAUCACAAACACAGCCAAUGCAUACUCAGCUUGGCUAAACAAAGAAAGAUCAUGGGACGAAUUCUCAGAGGAAACCAUACAAGAUAGUAUCAGAACAUUUAGAACUAAGUUGAAUGAUGUUAUUACAACCAUUCUGCUUGGUGUGCAAAAUCUGGUGAAGUUAAUAGGAAAUGAAGCAAUGGAAGAGGGUGAAGAGGAGAGAGAAGAGGAGGAUGAGGGAAUUGAUUUGAAAGAUGGUCAUUUGACAGAACUUCAAGCAAAGUUGGAGAAAGCUGUUGAGAACAUUGGAAUGGAAAAGGUUGUCGCUGGUGUUCAGUCUCUCCUGGUUGAAGUCAAGACCACCCCAGCAGUAUCACAGUUGCUGAACCCCAAGUGUGACCUCCUGUCUCUCUGUAUCCCAGCACUGGACCAGUAUACCAAGCUGGCACAGUAUUAUGUCACUGAAAUGGCUGCCACUCACAGAGCCACAGCCAAACUGCUCUCUGUUCUACUGGGAGUGUUCACUGAGCUGACUCUGAAGGGUUUUUGCAUUCCUCCUGAAUUAUCAGAUGAGAUGGAAGGAGAAGGAUCCACAGAGUUCAGAGACAUUGAGGGUGGUGGUCUAGGGGAAGGAGAGGGGGUCAAGGAUGUCAGUGACCAGAUUGAAACUGAAGACCAGCUUUAUGAUGCACAGAAGGAAGGACAAGAAAAACAAGAAGAGGAUACUUCAAAUGAACCAGAUUUAAAAAAUGAAGAAAAUGCAAUAGAAAUGUCUGAGGAAUUUGGUGGGAAGCUGCAAGAUCUGGAACCCCAAGAGGGUGACAAUGAGUCUGAUGAAGAUGAAAACGAGGAGAACGAACUUGACAAAGAGAUGGGGGAUGUAGACAACCCUGAGGCAGAUAAGCUAGAUGAACAGAUCUGGGGCAGUGAUGAUGAGGAUGAUGACAAGGAAGAGAAUGAUAGGGAAGAAUCUGGAGAGGGAGCUGGAAAAGAGACAGAAAGUGAAUUGGUUGCCAAGGAUGACAACCAAGACAAGUCAGAAUCCAGUGAGAAAGAAAAAGAAAAGGCUGAGGAACAGGAUGAGAAGGAAGAAGUUGAACCUCACAAGAUGGAGGAAUUUGAUGAGACUGAGUAUGAUGAAGAGCAGGUGGACCCCCAUCAUGGCCAGCAGCCUGAGCAGCCAGAUGUUGAACCCAUGGAUCUGCCAGAUGAUCUCAAACUGGAUGAGGAGGAGGAAGAGGAAGGAAAGGAAGGUGUUCAAGGUGAAGAAGAAAAUCCAUUUGACUUGGAUAAAGUCACAGAUAUAGAUGAAACAGAAGACGACAAAGAAGAGAAACUAGAAGACCAGGAAAACAAAAGUGAACUGGAGCAGGAAAAAGAAAAUGUGGAAGGCAUGGAAGAAGAAAAAGAAAAUGAAAUUGCCAAAAGUGAAAGGAGUGAGGAAAAAGAUGAAGAAGGGAGACCAGAUGAUCAGCCAGGAAUGGAACCACAGGAUGAGCCAUUAGGUACUGAGCAGAAUGAAGAAGAGGACAAGGCUGGAGAGGAAGAGGGAGCAGAUGACCAAAAUGUGCAGGCAGCAGAGGCUUAUGGGAAGAAGGAGCACAAUGUGCAGAGUACAGACCAGACUGAGGCUGCCCAGGACAAGGCAGCUCAGGGUGAAAAUCAGCAAGAAGAGACUGAAGGUGUUGGCAUAGCAGAGUCUCAGGAGGAGCAAGGUCAUGAAGGUCAAACUCAGAGCAAGGUCACUCAAGGAGGGACAGGGGAACAUAUGAAGGAGCAGCGUAAGCCUGGGCACAGUGACAGAGAGCGCAGUCUGGGGUCAACAGAAGACAAGUUUAAGAGGAGACUACAAACCAUGGAUCCUUCCAGUAAUAGCCAGGAUGAAGACCAGGAUCAGGACAAAAAUGAGCAGGCAGAUUUAUUUGAACACCUGAAGGAUUCUCAGAAGCACUAUGAUGCCCAGACACUGGAUGCUGCUACUGCUGAACAGCUGGAGCAGCAACCCAUUCCUCAGCUUGAUGAGGAGGAAGGAGAAGAAAAAGUAAAUGAAGAUGAUGAAAUGAAACCCUUGGAUGAUACUGAUCAUCAGGAGGAAGACAAAAAGGUUGACAAGCUAUCAUCUGCUAAAUUGAGGAAACCAGAUGGAGGCAAUGAUAAGAGAGAAAAUGAGGAAGGAAUGGAUGUGGAUGAAGAAGGUCAGACAAUGGAGACCAGUGGAGAAAAAAUUGAAACUGCCACAGUUCAGCGACCCAUGGAGUCUUCCAUUCACACAGCCUUGGAGCAUUUGCAUUUAGAAACGGCCCAGGAAGCAGAUCUGGAAAGUUUAAGAAGAGAACUUGAACAGCAGUUGACCACAUGGAGCCACCCUAAACCAGGCUCAAGAGAAGAGGAGCAGCAGGCACAGGAGGCCUGGCAGAGAUAUGAAAUGCUGACCAGCAGUUUGUCCCAGGAACUGUGUGAACAGCUGAGGCUGGUUCUGGAACCAUCUCAAGCUACAAAACUCAAGGGAGACUAUCGUACAGGCAAGCGACUCAACAUGCGCAAGGUGAUUCCGUACAUUGCCAGUCAGUUCAGGAAAGACAAGAUCUGGCUGAGGAGAACCAAACCCAGCAAACGUAACUACCAGAUUAUGUUAGCAGUGGACGACUCUUCAAGUAUGACAGACAACCAUUCUAAACAGCUAGCCUUUGAGUCUUUAGCUGUUAUUGCUAAUGCCCUUACAACCCUGGAGGCAGGAGAACUGGCAGUUAGCAGUUUUGGUGAGGUGGUGAAGGUUUUGCAUCCUUUCCAAGAGCAGUUUUCCAACCAAUCAGGUGCCAGGAUCCUGCAGCAGUUUACGUUUGAGCAGAAGAAGACCAAGAUUGCACAGCUCUUAGACCAAGCCACAGGUAUAAUGCUGAGUGCCAGGUCCAGACAGCAGGGUGUGGUCACUAACAUAGAGACCUCCCAGCUCCUGCUGGUGGUCUCUGAUGGGCGUGGCCUGUUCCUGGAGGGUAUGGAGGUUGUCAAGCAGGCAGUCAGGAGGGCCAGGGAGGCCAAUGUGUUUGUGGUCUUUGUGGUCAUAGAUAAUCCUCUCAAUAAGGACUCUAUACUGGACAUAAAAGUGCCAGUGUUUAAAGGACCUGGACAGAUUCCUGAAAUCAAAUCUUACAUGGACCAUUUCCCUUUCCCAUUCUACAUUAUACUGCGAGAUAUCAACUCUUUGCCCCAGACUCUGAGUGAUGCCUUAAGACAGUGGUUUGAACUGGUCACUGCUGGGGACAGCUGAGGACGGGUCACUGGCAAAGGACAUACUAUAUAUUAUGUGGUUUUGACUCCUGGAGGGAUGGGACAGGAAGAAGAAUAUAUCGUAUUAAUUUUUGGAACAUCUUUCAGUAUGUCUUUUUAUUGAAAUAUUGCUGAGAAUGAUUUUUGAGUCACUGCUUCAGUCCAGAUUAUUGACAAGAUUUAAAAUUGCUAGACUGCUUUAUUCUUUAAUAAACAAUUGCCAAGUUAAAACGCAUGAUUGUGUUGAAACACAGCUGACAGUAAUUUUGGAAACAUUGUUUUAUGUGGUAAUAUGAAUACUGUGCAAUUGAUCGUGGCAUUGCUGAAUGCCUCAUAUAUUUUAAAUUAAUGGAUUUUACCCACCAAAAUUUUUCGGGGAAAUGCGCAAUUUUCUCGUAUUCCUCAAUCAUUUAUUUAUCCCUCUCUGCACUUGAGUCCAACCUUAAAUUAGAUUUAUGAAGGUUGAUUUAGUUAACAAGGCAGCAAAGCUGUCAAAUGUACAGACAAAAAACAGAAAAUAAAGAUG